Molecule: messenger RNA, 1960 nt
Organism: Striga asiatica
Lineage: Eukaryota; Viridiplantae; Streptophyta; Magnoliopsida; Lamiales; Orobanchaceae
Source: the annotation of a GenBank genome assembly
GCAAAAUAUAAAAGCAGACAAAGUUCACACAUAGCUUUGGGUCCAAGCUUUUCACGCCGGCGAGAAGGUCAGCCUCUCCGCCUCCGCCUUUCUCCUUUUUCUGUAUUAGGUGUCCAUAAUCAUACUCGUUUUUUGUUAUCAGUUCGAUCUUGCGUUGAAGGAUCUCAAAUUCUCAAAGAAAGCCAACAUAUACAGGAAAGAAAAAUGGUGAGAGGAUUGUUGGGAAAAAUCGCCCGUCGCUCGCUCUCCGUCGCCGGGAAAUGGCAACAGCAACAGCUCCGCCGUCUCAACAUACACGAGUAUCAGGGAGCAGAGUUGAUGAGCAAACAUGGAAUAAACGUUCCGAAAGGUGUGGCAGUUGGUUCUGUUGAUGAAGUUAGAAAGGCGUUGCAAGAAGUGUUUCCUAAUGAGCGUGAGGUGGUUGUGAAGUCUCAAAUCCUUGCUGGUGGUCGAGGACUGGGAACUUUCAAGAGUGGUCUCCAGGGGGGAGUUCAUAUUGUAAAGGCUGAGCAGGGAAGAUGCUUGGGCAGAUACUUGUUACUAAGCAAACUGGGCCUCAAGGAAAAGUUGUCAGCAAGUUCAAGGUUCACUGAGGCUCUGUGUAAUUAUCAUCAGUUGUAUGAUCAGGCAGCUUCUGAUGGUUAUGAAGUGUAUUUGGCUGAGAAGCUAUCCCUAGUCAAUGAGAUGUAUUUUGCCAUUACUCUUGAUCGCAUAUCUGCUGGUCCUAUUAUUAUUGCCUGCAAAAAGGGAGGAACCAGUAUUGAAGAUCUUGCAGAGAAACACCCGGAGCUGAUUGUAAAGGUGCCAAUUGAUGUUUUCACCGGAAUUACUGAUGAGGAUGCCGCCAAGGUGGUUGAUGGUCUAUCUCCCAAAGUGGCUGAUAGAAAUGCAUCGAUUGAACAAGUGAAGAAGUUGUAUGAACUUUUCUGCAAAUGUGAUUGCACACUGUUGGAGAUCAAUCCAAUUGCUGAGACCUCCGAUAAGCAGUUAGUUGCUGCUGACGCAAAACUCAACUUUGAUGAUAAUGCUGCUUUUCGUCAGAAAGAGAUUUUCGCUCUUCGGGAUCCAACACAAGAAGAUCCUCGUGAGGUUGCUGCAGCAAAAGCAGAUUUGAAUUACAUUGGUUUAGAUGGAGAAAUUGGUUGCAUGGUGAAUGGUGCUGGGUUGGCCAUGGCCACAAUGGACAUAAUUAAGUUACAUGGAGGAACUCCAGCCAAUUUUCUUGACGUUGGGGGAAAUGCCUCUGAAGGCCAGGUUGUGGAAGCCUUCAAAAUUCUGACUUCUGACGAGAAGGUGAAGGCUAUUCUUGUCAAUAUUUUUGGUGGGAUCAUGAAGUGUGACGUAAUAGCCAGUGGAAUUGUAAAUGCUGCUAAACAGGUUCAACUGAAAGUUCCUGUUGUUGUCCGUCUUGAGGGCACUAAUGUUGACCAGGGCAAGAGAAUCCUGAAGGAAAGCGGCAUGACUUUGAUUACUGCUGAAGAUUUGGACGAUGCGGCUGAGAAGGCAGUCAAGGCAAUAGCAAGCUGAUGAAAGAAAAGCCCUUCUUUUUUCCGGACGAGGUUGAUUGCAAUCAACUCUUCUUUUCACGUUUCUUAUUUUGUUUUCGGGUUAAUAUACAAAAAUCGAUUGAUUUGAGAAAUGAAAUUGAUGGGGUUUCUGACGGAAACCCUUUGGCUUUUGGUCUCCAUUGUUUUAUGGGGAAUAUUUUAAAUCAUUCUUGAUUUUGAUAUAAAAGUAGCAAGUUUUUCGUUCUCUAGUUUGCGAUGAAUUUCCUAAUCGAAAUCACCUCAUUGUAUUUAAUUUCUUUCCGUUUCAUUGUUAGUCGACUCGGACAGCUAAACAGAUAUCUCAGCCAACUCAGGCUCACCAUUGUUGGGCUCGAUAUGAGUCUGCAUGUAAAUUUAGGCCCAUCUUACUAUUAAUCACUCUCUCAACCAGUACCAGGAAUCCCUCUCGUUCU